CUUCCAACGUCACCACCCCCUUUCUCAUUUAUAAAGCACAAAAAAGCACUUUCAUCAUAUUCUAAGCACUCACUACUCUCUCACUCUAUACAAAACUUACAGAGUACUCUCUGUACAAACUAUUCUCCUCCUCCUCCUUUGUUCCCUGCAACUUAAUUGUCUCUCCAAUGGAAAGCAACCCAUUACAGCUUUUUCUUGAUCAUCUCCCCCUAACAGUACUAAUGUUAACUGUGUUUUUUUCGGUUUCGGAAGCAGCCGAUCAAGGGCAGGCCGCAUCUACAUCGAUCAAAACAGAUGCCGAGGCUCUUCUUAUGUUCAAGAAGACAAUAACACAGAAGGAUCAAAACGGAGUCCUCUCAGGGUGGCAGCUCAAUAAGGAUCCAUGCACUUGGUAUGGGGUUACAUGCAGCGGACGUCGAGCCACUCAACUCGAUCUUAGCCAGUGUGAUCUUUCUGGCCCUAUCUCUUUCUCUGCUUUGGCUUCUUUAGAUAUGUUGACUGUCCUUAACUUGUCUGCCAAUUCCUUUACUGUAAAUGCAACCUCUUUGCUACAACUCCCAUAUGGAUUGAAACAGCUACAACUGUCUUUUACUCAACUUGCAGGUCCACUUCCGGAUAAUUUUUUCGCCAAGUACACCAAUCUUGUCUAUGCAGAUCUUUCUUUCAAUAAUAUAACCGGCUCUCUACCUCAAAAUUUUUUAUUGUAUUCUGAUAAACUGCAGUUUCUUGAUCUCUCUUUUAACAACAUAACUGGACCGAUUUCGACUAUGAAAAUCGAGACCUGCAAUUCUUUGAUGCACCUCGAUGUCUCUGGAAACCAAAUCACGGGUUCCAUUCCUUUCUCCCUCUCCAACUGCACGACUCUGCAAAAUCUAGACUUGUCACACAAUUCACUCACGGGCGACAUCCCACAAUCUUUGGGGAAUCUCAACAGCUUGAAAACGUUGGAUUUUUCUCAUAAUCAUCUCACUGGUUGGAUUCCCACAGAAUUCGGCAAGGCGUGUGCCUCCCUUGAAGAACUCAAGCUUUCUGAUAACAACAUUACAGGUUCAAUUCCCAUCUCCUUUUCGUCGUGCUCUUCCCUCCAACUUCUUGAUCUGACCAACAACAAUUUAACCGGUCCCUUUCCUGAUUCUAUCCUUCAGAAUCUAGGAUCAUUAGAGAGCUUGCUAUUGAGCAAUAACAGGAUCUCUGGAGCAUUUCCCGCUUCCAUUUCAUCUUGCAAGAAAUUGGUAGCAGUGGAUUUCAGCUCCAAUCAGCUCACUGGGACCAUCCCACCAGAUAUAUGUCCAGGGGCUGCUUCACUUGAAGAGCUGAGAGUCUCCGAUAAUUCUCUAACUGGACAAAUCCCAGCUGAAUUGUCCCUGUGUUCGCAGCUAAAGAAGAUUGAUUUCAGCAUAAACUACCUCAAUGGAUCGAUUCCACCUGAAAUUGGAAAGCUACAGAAUCUCGAGCAGCUCAUAGUCUGGUACAAUGGCUUGGAAGGGAAAAUACCGGCGGAGUUGGGAAAAUGCCGGAACCUGAAGGAUCUCAUUCUCAACAAUAACUACCUAAGUGGUGAAAUCCCAACUGAGUUAUUCAGCUGCACCAAUCUUGAAUGGAUAUCACUCACAAGCAAUGCACUUACUGGCAAAAUCCCACCAGAGUUUGGCCUCUUGACAAGGCUGGCUGUCCUGCAACUCGGAAACAAUAGCUUGAGUGGUCAGAUACCGAAAGAGCUAGCAAAUUGCAGCAGCUUGGUUUGGUUAGACGUGAGCAGCAACCGGCUUACUGGGGAGAUCCCACCUCGACUUGGCAGGCAGCCUGGAGCAAAACCGUUGAGUGGAAUUCUCUCUGGCAACACUUUGGUGUUUGUGCGGAAUGUGGGAAAUUCAUGUAAAGGAAUUGGAGGCUUACUGGAAUUUGCUGGAAUCCGACCUGAAAGGUUGCAACAGGUGCCGACACUGAAAAGUUGUGAUUUCACUAGACUAUAUUCUGGUGCAAUCCUGAGUGCCUUCACACAGUAUCAGACUCUGGAGUAUCUUGAUAUUUCUUACAAUGAGCUUCGCGGCAAAAUACCAGACGAAUUUGGCGAAAUGAUUGCUUUACAGGUUCUUGUAUUAGCCCAUAACCAGCUAUCUGGAGAGAUUCCCUGGUCACUUGGCCAGCUGAAGAAUCUUGGUGUAUUUGACGCGUCACACAACAGAUUGCAGGGGCAUAUCCCGGACUCAUUCUCCAACCUGUCAUUCUUGGUACAAAUUGAUCUUUCCAGUAAUGAACUAACAGGGGAAAUCCCAACUAGGGGGCAACUCAGUACACUUCCUGCAAGCCAAUAUGCAAACAAUCCAGGACUUUGUGGGGUUCCAUUGCCUGAAUGCCAGUAUGGAAGUAGCCAACCAUCAACAAGUGCAGGAGGAGAUGAUGGUAAAGGAGGCCGCAGAGCUGCAGCUGUAUCCUGGACUAAUAAGACUGUCUUGGGGGUUCUCAUUUCCAUUGCUACGGUCUGCAUUUUGAUUUUGUGGGCAAUUGCAGUGCGUGCGAGACGGAAAGAGGCAGAGGAAGUCAAAAUGCUUAAUAGCUUGCAAGGUUGCCGUGCGACCACAACAUGGAAGAUUGACAGGGAAAAAGAGCCAUUGAGCAUUAAUGUGGCUACUUUCCAGAGGCAGCUGAGGAAGCUCAAGUUCUCACAAUUGAUUGAGGCUACCAAUGGGUUUUCAGCAGAAAGCCUUAUUGGGAGUGGUGGGUUUGGAGAAGUAUUCAAGGCAACAUUGAAGGAUGGCUCAAGUGUUGCAAUCAAGAAGCUCAUACAACUGAGCUGCCAAGGUGACCGAGAAUUCAUGGCCGAAAUGGAAACUUUAGGGAAGAUCAAGCAUAAGAAUCUUGUGCCUCUAUUGGGUUACUGCAAAGUCGGUGAAGAGAGGCUCCUCGUGUAUGAAUUCAUGGAAUAUGGAAGCCUGGAAGAAAUGCUUCAUGGAAAAACAAGGACCGGAGACAAGAGAAUUCUGACUUGGGAGGAAAGGAAAAAUAUUGCAAGAGGUGCAGGGAAAGGACUCUGUUUCCUACACCACAAUUGCAUCCCACACAUCAUCCACCGAGACAUGAAGUCGAGCAAUGUGCUACUAGACCAUGAAAUGGAAGCGAGGGUCUCUGACUUUGGAAUGGCAAGGCUAAUAAGUGCACUUGACACGCAUCUAAGUGUUAGCACACUUGCAGGAACACCCGGGUACGUUCCACCAGAGUACUACCAAAGCUUCCGGUGCACUGCAAAGGGAGAUGUCUAUUCUUUCGGGGUGAUCCUCUUAGAACUCUUGACGGGAAGACGGCCAACGGAUAAGGAGGAUUUCGGGGACACCAACUUGGUGGGAUGGGUGAAAAUGAAGGUGAGGGAAGGAAAAGGGAUGGAAGUGAUAGACCCAGCGUUGCUUUCUGUGAGUAAAGGAACCAACGAGGCGGAGGCAGAAGAAGUCAAAGAAAUGGUGAGGUAUCUGGAGAUAACGCUACAAUGUGUGGAAGACUUGCCGUCCAGGAGGCCUAACAUGUUGCAGGCGGUGGCCAUGUUGAGACAGCUUAUGCCAGGAACUGGCAGUGAGAGCAACAGUACUUGAAAAACAGAGUUUUGGUUUUAUUGAUCAUGAUUAGUGUAAGAAGAAAAGAGUUUGUAAGAUUUGUUCAUAACUAAGCUAUUGAGGAGUUGAUUGUAUUUACUCUGCACCUCUUUCACUUUGUU
This is a messenger RNA of Cornus florida, 3706 nucleotides long. RefSeq names its product serine/threonine-protein kinase BRI1-like 2. Bases 168 to 3584 code for a protein of 1138 amino acids. Gene Ontology annotation, cellular component: plasma membrane. Gene Ontology annotation, biological process: protein phosphorylation. The transcript has a single exon. Lineage: Eukaryota; Viridiplantae; Streptophyta; Magnoliopsida; Cornales; Cornaceae. The record is from RefSeq and is a predicted model, not a curated record. Gene Ontology annotation, molecular function: protein kinase activity; protein binding; ATP binding.